Messenger RNA from Mesorhabditis belari, 1260 nucleotides. The record is from the annotation of a GenBank genome assembly. Lineage: Eukaryota; Metazoa; Nematoda; Chromadorea; Rhabditida; Rhabditidae.
AUGCCUUUAUCAGGAGCGAGUUUUGCGCGCCAAUUGGGUGACGAGACCAUAUUUUUGAGGACAGGAUCAAAGAAUUUACCAGUAAUUGAUGUAAAUGGAACGUUUGAUCGAAAAUACGAGCUGGUUGCUGAGGAUUUUAGAAAAUUGCUUCAAGAACAAUCUCAGGGGCUGACAUUGGCCGUUUUGCACAAAGGAGAACUUGUCAUCAAUUUAUGGGGUGGAAAGGCGGAUGUAGUUGCCGGCCGAAAUUGGACAGAAAACACGAUGAGUGUCGCCUAUUCAGCCACGAAAUUGAUCGGAGCUUUAGCUUUUGCCACAUUAGCAUCAAGGAAACAAGUCGAUUACAAUGAUAAAGUCACAAAAUAUUGGCCUGAAUUUGGAAAACAUGAAAAAGAUGUGUUAACAAUUGACGAUAUUCUCAAUCAUAAGUCUGGUCUUAUCAAAUUUUCAAGAGAUUUCACCUUGAAUGAAGCAAAAGACGAGAGAUUUAUGUCAAAAUUGAUUGAAGAGAGUGUCCCCAUGUGGGCCCCGGGCGAACGAAUCGGUUAUCACGCCUUGACCUACGGUUUUCUCCUUGAUCAACUCUUUCAACGAAUCCACCCCAAGAAACAAACAAUUCAAGAAUUUUAUGAAAAAGAGAUCAGAUCAAAAGUUCCAAAUGGUGAUUUCUACUUGGGUGUCCGAAAGGAAGAAGCUCACCGAAUCGCUCGAAUCACUCUAGACAGCCUGUGGCAAACUAUGAAAAAUCAUUGGGAUCACUUCGCAGUAACUUGGCCCGUUUUCUAUGCGUAUUUCAAGAAUGGUGGACUGGCGCUCGUUUCAGGGAACAGUCCAAGCUUUCUCUCGGUGUCGAGGAGAGACAUCAUUCCAUACAAUGACAUCGAUGUCCUCCAAUUUCCAUCAACGAGUGCCCUUGGAGUGGGAACUGCGGCUGGUUUUACUCGGGUUGUGAGACAAUUUUGGAUAGGUGGUGUGAUUUCAGAAGAAAUUUGGAGAGAUUUGGAAAAACCAGCAAUAUUUGAUGAAGAAGAUUUCGUGCUCGGGCUUCGACGAUGGAUGAAACACGGGCUUUUCUAUAGGAAGAUUGAAAAAGCUGAUAGGUUCACGAUCAACUUCCCCGGAAACGGUGGUCAAUACGUGGAUGUGGAUCAAAAAAGGGAUUUGAUCAUCGUUUUGAUGCGAAAUGGAUUAAGAGGAGGAUUGGGCGAUCCGGCAUUUGAUGGAAUCCGAAGGAAAAUUAUUGAAAUUGCUGAUGAAGAU